Messenger RNA from Hemiscyllium ocellatum (epaulette shark), 5640 nucleotides. It is a transcript of the gene tlcd4a, whose product is annotated as TLC domain containing 4a. Bases 393 to 1175 code for a protein of 260 amino acids. The record is from RefSeq and is a predicted model, not a curated record. Gene Ontology annotation, cellular component: membrane; endoplasmic reticulum. Gene Ontology annotation, biological process: lipid homeostasis. Lineage: Eukaryota; Metazoa; Chordata; Chondrichthyes; Orectolobiformes; Hemiscylliidae. The transcript is spliced from 8 exons.
AUAGUUUGUGCAUUUGAAAUCUCCACCCAGCCUCUGAACGCACCCUCCUCAAUGAAACUGUGCUUGAGGGGGAUGGGGUGAAGGAGUGAAGUUGAUUGGAGGAGGUUCGAAACGGUUUGUGUUUUGUCAGAUCAGAAGGAAUUCGGUUGAAGGAUAGGCAGGAACCCUGGUACUGAAAGAAAGAGAAAAGCUGUCUUGAGGAGGAAGAGGAAGAAAACGAGAGAGCAGCUUGUUAGACACAUGCCUAACUUGUGUACACGAAGCUGGUUACGUAUACAGAAAACAGAACAGAGAUACUGGCAACGUUCAAAGUCUCGAUUAUUUCAUCUUACUCAAUCCCCAGGAUAACAGUAUAAUUGUUCAACUCCAUACAACUCAGAGUUCCAUUCGUCAUGGCUUCGCUUGAUUGGCUGAUUGUCGCGGUAGCUAGUUUCACAAUAUUUCAAAUUAUGUUCCAUUAUUUAAGUGCAAGGAUAUCUAUAUGUUUCUGCAAGAGUUAUCAGACAUUGACUGACAUUCAGAAGACUGAAUGGAACUCCAGGGUGGUGUCAACAUUUCAUGCACUGGUGGUUGGGCUGUUGAGUCUGUAUUUGCUGUGGUUUGAUGAUGCAGUUAAUGCCAAUCCUAUCUGGGGUGACCCUACACUGGUUAAAUUAAAUGUUGGUCUAACUACAGGCUACCUCAUUUCAGAUUUCCUACUUAUUUUAUGGUAUUGGGAAGCAAUCGGAGACAUAUAUUUUAUUAUCCACCAUUCAACAGCGCUAUAUGCUUACUACUAUGUACUGGGCCAAGGAUUGCUGCCUUAUUUUGCUAACUUCCGUCUGAUUGCAGAAUUUUCAACACCUUUUGUUAACCAGCGGUGGUUUUUUGAAGCAUUAGGUUAUCCAAAAACUUCCUUGCCAAACAUUAUUAAUGGGUUUCUGAUGACGGUGGUAUUCUUUCUGGUGAGAGUUGCUGUAAUGCCUCCAUACUAUAGCAAAAUGAUUUACACGUUUGGAACAGAGGCCUUUUACAAGCUUGGACUGCGAGCACAAUUUGCUUGGAUUGCGGCCAGCCUUUGCCUAGAUGUUAUGAAUAUAAUGUGGAUGUACAAGAUCGGAAGGGGAUGCUACAAAGUCUUGCUUGCCUGCAAGAAGCAGCAAGCAGACAUUCAGAAAAAUGGAAAACAACACUAGAGAUUUGCUUUGCUUGUUCUCAUUUUAUUUUAAAACUCAGCAUUCAUAAUGGUGUUUCAUACACAACAGUGGAACCUGAGCCACAAACUAACGAUAUACUGUAUUGCACUAAAGAUCUGAUUCAUUAUGCAAAUGAAGAUGACCAUUGAAUUUUGGAACGUAUAAAUGUACAAUAUUUACCAUGUUGCAACAGUGUCAUAUGUAAAUGAUACGUACACUGAACAGCAAUCCCCUUGCUUAUUUAUACUCAUACAAGUAGAAGCUCUCAAACUGCAUGAAGGUAAAAUCCAACUUUGAGGAAUUUAUAUUUUAGGUUUUGCAUUUUGGAAUACAAUGCUUUGAAUGCCAUAAGCAAUUGUAGACCUGCAUCAAGAGCUUUCGUUGCCAUGAAGGAAGUUGUUUUUGCUCAUCUGAACUGCAAAUAACAAAUUUCUCUUCACUGAAAACUAACAAGAAUAAUUCACAUUUAUAGAGUGCCUUUGACAUAGGAAGAAAUCCCAAGGAAGAGAGACAUAUUGAAAACAGUUGCUCCUAUAGGAUUGGAAGAUCACUUUAUUUGCAUGCAUAAGUAGUUCCAAAACAUAACUUAUUUGGUUUUAAUAUUUAAAUUAUCAUUUUUUUAUAAAUAGAAAAAAAAUGAUUUUUGAUUAAGAAGUCAUCACGUGAUGUGUUGUCUGGUUGAACUUAUGAUACAAAAGAGGUUGCCUAAUCUUCGCUGUCUUAGGAAUUCUUAACUGUAACCAACUAGGCACGUAGUUGAAAUUUGUUUCUGUUGAAUCUAAAAAUAUAUUUAUGCAGAUUAUAUUCAGAAUACUUUCAGCAAGUAAUCAGUGCUGUGUGAUUUUAUAAUUUAAUCUUGUACAAUCAUUAGUGAAGUGAUUGCAAAUUGUCAUAGCUUUGGGUUUUGAUUGAGUAAUUUUAAUUUGUAAAUCUACUUAUGUAGAAUUGUAUAUAUGAGUUUAAUUGAUUUUUCAAUUCUGUACUGUGUAGGAGAAUGUAACAGCCAUUAAGAUCUUAAUUUCACAUGAGGUGGAUGGAACUAUAUGGUUUGUUUUUUUUAAGAAAAAUCUAGCAAUAAUGUCCGGUGUAUGGUUUUUAUCACGUUCUUUAAUGAUUUCAUUUGGGUUGACCAACACACCUUAAUUUAAUCAUUAUCUUAAAGUCCUCAAACAUAGCAUUAUUUCUAUGUUCGCAAUGUAGAAUUAAUAUUGAAGUGUUCUUUGUGAUGCUGCUUUAUUCUGUAAGCUAAUUCUAGCUUUAUAGGCUUUUUGUUGAAUGAUGAUUGCUUCAUUAGCUCACCAGGACUUGGAAAAUUGACUAAUUGAACCGUCUCCACAAUACUAGGUCUCUUGAUGUCAAAAUACAUCUGAGAGCAGUUGUGUUAACUGAAUGCUUUAGAUGGAACCCAAUGGUAUGACUUAUUCAAGUUUAAUUGUUUGAGAAGUUCAAUGGAGAAAGUUGGAUAAAAUUGAUAUAUUACUGUAUUAAGUGCGUAUCUGAAUUGAAUAUGUCUUUAAUAUUAUGCUUGAUUCAGAUGUCAGGUUGAAAAAUUUUAACAGCGUCAAGUGAACAGGUCAACAACUUGCCAGUCUUGGUCUGCUUCUUUAAUGCCCCUGAACUGAACCACCAAUUAGUUACAUGGGUGAAUAAUGUUGAUUGAAUUGUGUAUUUGUAUUUUGUGAUCUUGCAUGCAUCUCAAUUGCUACAUUAGACUUUGAUUGCACAUGGAGUACUUAAGUACUAAAGCUAAAAAUAUUGUAGUUUUCUCUGAAUGUUCAACUUUGACCUAGAACAAGUUUUUGAUGAAUUGAUCUCACCUGCUGUUCAAGCCUACUCAUUUUGUUUCAGCAUCUGCACAGUAAUUCCAAUUUAACUUGUAUGACCUGGAUCUUUAAAGUGUUAGUUGUGGUUUCUUAAAAACAAUCUUUUUUUUUCCCUCGCACAUCCAGUUAUUUAGUUUGCUUGCACAUCUGGUUAGUGCUGCUUUCACCAUUUAACUCUUAAAAGUCGGUUGGAGGGAAAAAUUGCCUUAACAUUUACUAUUAUUAAAGCAUUGCAGUGCUAUUUAUUUAAACCAAUUCACUCCUUCAAGUGUUAAGAUGAAAAGGUCAUUUUUAAAAAAAAAAUCUUAAUUUAUCAGAAUAUUAGUGUGGAAUUCAGAUAAAACUGAGAUUAGAUUCCCUACAGUGUGGAAACAAACCCUUUGGCCCAACAAAUCCACACCUACCCUCCAAAUAGUAACCCAGCCAGUCCUAUUUCCCUCUGACUAAUGCACCUAUCACGAUGGGUAAUUUAGCAUGGCUAAUUGACCUCACCUGCACAUCUUUGGAUUGUGGGUGGAAACUGGAGCAUCCAGAGCAAACCCACACAGGGAGAAUGUGUAAACUCCACACAGUCACCUGAGGCUGGAAUCAAACCUGGGACCCUCGUGCUGUGAGGCAGUAGUGCUAGCCACUGAGCUACCAUGCUGCCCCAGAAGUUUUGCAAAAUAUUCAUCCAUCGCUUCAUAGUUGAAAGCAUUAUUUUGUUUAGCCUAUUUUCUUUUUAAAUCAACCCAUUCAGUGAUAUGAUUACACAUCUCUGGAACAGGUGGAACAUGAACCCAGCCUCGCAGUCCAGGGGUAGGGACAUUACCUCUGCAUCACAAGAGCCCCUCGAUUGUUUCUGCCUAGUUCCAAACCAGGGCCUUUUGCAUGUAAAGCAAAUGUGACAACCACUACGUUAUAGGAAUGGUGUACCAUUGAAAGUGUUGAAGAUGUAUGAUGUCAUUUAAUGCAGCUGAGCAACAAUUAGAUUCCUUAAAUGCAUGUAGCUACCUUUGUCAUGUAGCUACCUUUGUAUUUUAAGAACACAUGUCCUCACCAUGGUGGUGUUUUCCAAAAAGUUAUAAACUUAAGUUAUUUCAAUUUUAAUAACAUGAGUAAAAUACUUGACCUUUAGGCCUUUUUAAAUUAUUGAUAUCAAACUAACAGUCUAUUUAUAUCAAAACUAAUACAUUUUAAUCAGUUAUAGAAGCAUAUGAGGUUUUCCUACAUUGCAUGUGUAUGUUAGCAUAAUCAUCUGUCAAAUAAAUCAGGGAUUUUUGCAUACCAAAUCAAUAUCCUAUUUUGCAGUUAAUUAUUUGAAAUAGGAGAAUUGGAAUGUGUGCGUGCACACACAAUUUUUAUGGCAAUUUUAAAAGUUAUAGAUAAAAAAAUGAGAAAAAAAAUGGAUAAAAUUGUUCAUCCGGUCAUGUUUUGAUUUUAUGCAACUUUGUCUCUGUGGUUUUAUGGUAGUUUUAGUUAUAGACAUUAAAGAGUUAAAUUAAUCUUCUGCAAUGGCCAGUUCACAAUCCAUUCAUUUUAGUACGCUACUGUUUUAAAUUUGUACUGAUACAAGAUGAUCCAGAGGCUUCCUGAAACUGUUGAUACCUACUGAAGUACAGUUAAAAACUGGUGUAGCAUUAAUCCAUUAGCCUAUAAAUAACUGACUUAAUUCCUAUUCAUUAAUCUCAGCCAGCAGCUGGGUUUUCAGAAUUCGAGUCAUGGAGAUAUUUAGAAUAGAAGCAGACCCUUCGGUCCAUCUAGUCCAUGCUGACUAGAUAUCCUAAACUAAUCUAGUCCCAUUUGUCAGCGCUUGGCCCAUAUCCCUCUAAAACUUUCCUACUCAUGUACCCAGAUGCCUUUUAAAUGUUGUAAAUGUACCAACAUCGUUUAGAACAUCUCCUCACUGAGGGAGGAGAAAACAUUUAAGAGUUCCAACCCCUAACUGCUGUCAGCUACAGACUUGUCUGUAUUUAGGGAAGCCAGUGUCAGAAUUGACUAAUGUCCUUUGUGGUCAAGUAGCUAGCCAAGAUUAGCUGCCUUAGGCUGGUGCAGCCAGCAGCAAUUAAGGGUUGGAACUCUUACACAUUUUUCCAUCCCUCUGAGGCGAGAUGCACUGUAAACAGUUGUAACAGUUCAGUUGCUGUGCAUGGCUGGGAUUAAUACAUUUACAGAAGACUGACUGAUGUUACACCAUGGUUUGUGAGGCAUUGGAAUGGGUGUGAAGUAGGUGCAUCUUUACUAUUUAUAAAUGUACCUUGGUAAGAAUCAUCUUCAUUAAACAAAAUUGUCUAUAAAUAAGUAGUGUGUUAGUUACAUUAAUGGCUUAAUAAAACAAUUAUAAUGUUUCAAGUAGAUUUUAUGAAUUUUUAAAAUAUCUAUCACUGUUUUCUAAUUAUGUACUGUAGUCAGCUUGUCUGCUGGAUGUUACAGAUAUUGUCAUUUGUUAUUUAAAAGUUUUUAUUUGGAGCAAUAUUUCAUUUCAUAUUAUUUGGCCUUAAUAAAAUUGAUUCAAUAAAAUUGAUUCAUUUUUAUUGGAAAAAUAUUUUAGGAGGACUGUUGUAACAUUUUUUUGGAUGUAGGUUUGCUCGCUGAGCUGGAAGGUUCAUUUUCCGACAUUUUGUCACCACACUAUGUAACGUCUUCAGUGAGUCUCUGGACAA